Molecule: messenger RNA, 1979 nt
Organism: Lepisosteus oculatus (spotted gar)
Lineage: Eukaryota; Metazoa; Chordata; Actinopteri; Semionotiformes; Lepisosteidae
Source: RefSeq, a predicted model, not a curated record
GUGAAAAUGCAUGAAAAUUCUGAAGAUUUGCUCUUAGACGCUUUUGGGGAAAAAACGCUUUUUUAAAAAGUUGUUUGACCUAGUUGGCACUCCGUACACAUACGGAAGUUUUGAUUUUUACUAUUGUGCACGUGUCCCGAGAUUCUGACGUGUAUUUUUGUACCUUAACAUUUUUUUUCGUGGUUUAUGGAAAUAGAAUAAAAAUGCAGCGAAAAAGAACACUAGCACAAAAAACAUCAGAAUCUGUUCCGCCUAGUUCGAAGAAACCUAAUAAAGGCUGUGAGGAGGGUUCUAAUCCUCGGUCAGAUGGCGGGUUUUGGGCUAGAGUUGUGUCAGCCGGGAAAUGGUUUUUUCUUCUCGUCAUUAUCCCGCCGGUCCUAAAUUAUUCAUCCCUGCAGAGAGAAGCGCUCUUGUUACAACCUGAAGGAGGGACGUUAAUUGACAUUGGCUUGGGCCAGAAGAUCUACUUGGUCUGCAAGGGACAAGGACGGCCAGUUGUUAUGCUGGAUGCUUCUACCGGUAUGUCUUCAGAUGUGUGGUACCAGAUACAGGAUGACCUGUCAAAAAUAACACAGGUGUGUUCAUAUGACAGGGUUGGACUGGGUUUCAGUAAACUACUGAUGGAGAACGAGACCACAGGAAUGGAGAAAGUUUGGAGGAAGUCAACAACAGGAAGAAUGGUUGAUGAUCUUCACCGCCUUAUCAAAGAAGCAAAAAUUCAGAAGCCCUUCAUCCUGGUUGGCUCAGAGCUGGGUGCUCUGAAUGGGCGAUUUUACAGUCACAUUCAUGACACUGAGGUUUCUGAUCUCAUUCUCAUUGAUCCAAUCCCUGAGGGCAUUUUCACUGAGGGCCUUUGGCAGGAGUACUGGUACAAAGAUCUGGUUCCAUCUCUUCAAGCAAUGCAGUUUUCAGCAGCCAUUGGCUUGAACAGAAUAUUCAUUAUUUUGGGAUGGAUGAAGCUCCCUAUUAGAGGUGAAAACAUUUCAGAGGAUUUAAUACAGCGACAGAAAUAUCUACUCAGCAACCCAGCUCACCAGAGCAGCUCAGUAGACGAACACUUCUUCCUUAAUGAGAGUGUGUCUCAGGUUAGGGAAAUUUCACAAUACAAACCGCUCUCCGGCAGAACGUCUGUAUGUGCGAUAACUGGUGAUUAUUUUGAUGAAUUACUCCCAGCCCAUCUGAAUCAAGCUAUAGCUAAGUUUCAGAAACAACUUUUGGCAGAGACUUACCCCCAUGCGAAACACAUUCAUAUCCCAGGGGCAGACCGGAAGAUGAUCUACAGAAAACCCUCUGAAGUAACAAAACAUUUAGUAAAAAUUGUAAAACAAAGAAAGCCUACACAGGAGAGUCAAUAAUAAUAAUACUGCUUUUUUAAAAUGUGAAUUACCUCUGUAGUUCGAGGCCAAACAAAUCAGAGAAGCUUGUGGAAUAUACAGAUAUAGUAUAUGUGUUUAUACAUCUGUACCAGAUUCUGUUGUUUUGUGUAGUCUGAAAACAAAUGUGGAAAAUUUCAGUUGCUACUUAUUUUUGGUAAAUUCAUUUUUUUAACUGUUCUAACAGAAGACAGUACUGUUAUUUUUAUUCGGGUGCAUGUGGAGAAUAAAUGGUUCCUUUUACAGCAGUCAAGUUUAUUUAAUUCCGAAGUUUGAAAACUUCUCCAAACAACUUUCAUUACAGGUGACAAAAUGUGGAUAUAUUGGCUUUUUGAUGUUUUCUUUUGCUUUGGCUGGAGCAACUCAGCUGGCAUGAUAGGGGUUUAAGCAUAUUCUCUCCACAACAUCUUUGCUCAGUCAGACAAAAUGCUAAAUGUAGGUGAAAGACACUCAACUCAAAACAUCUUUUGUCCACAGUUCAAAUAAAAUUGGUAGUUAUAAUAGGUAUAAUCUAUUUGAAUUUGAAUGUGUUCACCAAAUAUUUCUUGUGCAGUUUCAUGUGGGGUUUGUGUUCUGUAAAAGCAAAAAAUAAAGUUUAAAAGAACC